CGUGAAAAUUUUCUAGGGUGGAUUAUUUUCAGGAUGAUGAUUCCUGCACGGAGGGAUGGUUGUAUUGAUCAUUACAAUCUUAUGCUGAAGCCAUCUUAUGAGAAGGACAAUGUUGACGUUGAUUUCUAUGAAGCUGGAGAUGGAAUUGGAAUUAUAUUGUCUAUUUUAAUUCUCUAUAAUGACUGUAAUUAGAAAGCAAGAGUUUUGUAGAUCUGAGUGAUGUCUGAUUUUCGUUUGUGCCAUUAUGUUUGGUUGGCAUAUUUUCUUGUCACACUCUUGUUCUCUCUCUUUUUUUGAGUGCCUAGGAACUUACAAGAGUUUAAAUUUGUAGAUCUGUGAUAUGUUUUCCUUUUAUGAUUCCUCUUGAUUUGAUUCUACAUUUCUUGAAUUCUUACUGGGAUAAUUAGGAAGAAUGGGUCAAACAGUCUUUUGACUCUUAUCCUUAAUGUGAAUUGAGCGAUCAUGACAGCCGACUACUUCUGGUAAGUUGAUGACCUAAUAUAGGUCAUUUUAAUGAAUGGGUGGAAGUAUACAUGUGUGUAUUUUUAAAUAAGUUUCCUCUGAAAAUGUAGCUAAAAGAGUCGUUUCUUACCAUGUUUCAGCCUCAAAUCACUUUUGACAUUGGCAAUCUUUGAUUGUACAACCUCAGGCUUAGUUUCUGACAAUACCAUUUUCUUUAGGGUGUAAAUGCAUAUGUAGAAAGUGGCAUCAGUGAUUUUUCUUAUUGGUUGUGAAUAUUGUUUUGGCCUAGCUGCAGUGCAUUUUUGUCUUGGGGUGGGAAUGUGAGUGGAUUUCCUGUUGUGAAGCUAUCAAGCUAAUAGUUCCGAUGCACCCCUCCAUGUCUUGAUCUUCACUUAGUGCUAGUUGAAGUAGGAUGAUCAUUUUUAGUAUUAGAGUUCAGGUUUUGUGUGAUGCAUUUUAAACUUGAGCACAGGUGAUGAUAUCGGCCAAAGAAGACUCUAGGCGCUCCGCAACUCAUGCUGUGCGUGUUUUUUCCGCGUUUUACUCGUUCUUGCUCCAGAUGCCUUUUAAGGGGAGGUAUUUGAUAAGACUCCUUGUACCAGCUGCACAUACAAAAAGGUUGAUUAUUCUCCAGACAAUCAAUUCCCAUUCAUGCAAACCUGUUAUCUAUCUAACGAUAAUGUUUCAUUUUUAUCUUUGGGUGAUGUGAUCGUUGAGGUGGAAGGGUAUUGUCGACACAUAGAUGAGGCAAUGCAAUCAGUUUAUUCUGAUCUGGGAGAGUUUAGGGUUGAUGAGAGCAUGGCCUGUGAACUUAAAGCUAACAAUGGCAUUCAUCCAUCUGCACGUGGGUGUGGUUCUGGGGUCAGAUUUCAAAGAGGUUCUGAGAUUCUGGCGUCCAAACAAAUUCCCCUGUCGUAUAUUGAUCUUAUCAUAGGUGAAGAUGGUGCAAAUGUUGAAAACAUACGGAAAUCAAGUCGGGCUUUGGUGUACUUGAAACCAUACACACUUAGAGAGGUGACUAUUUGUAUUGUUGGUGGUUCGACUCAAGAGGAGGAUAUGAACGCUAUAGAAUGAGAACAAAGGGUUUGUAACUUUAGUUGACUCAGAGUGUUGUUUAUAUGCAGGAUUUGAUUCCAGAGGACCGAAAGAAAGAUGGAAAACGUGUUUUUGCAGAAAUGGUUUAGGAAGAAAGGCUAGUUUCGGGG
Messenger RNA from Cuscuta campestris, 1667 nucleotides. NCBI's taxonomy places the organism in Eukaryota, Viridiplantae, Streptophyta, Magnoliopsida, Solanales, Convolvulaceae. The record is from the annotation of a GenBank genome assembly.